AUGUCCGAUAUUAUCAGAGAACCACGACUAGAAGCAACCAAAUUCUUCAAGUAUCAGAUAGACAAGAAUGCACGUUGCAUUCACGAAUUUUUUAAGAGAGUCUCUGCCUCACAAUGGUCACUAAGUGCCUUUGUCAAGUAUAUUGCUAAGUUGGAGACUGGGCUGGAUUUUGAACAACUCUUCAAAGUGUUUGUUGAAAGUUUGGAUCAAAUUUGUGUGUUACUCGUUGUUCCAGUUUGUGUUCGAGCAUUUGCUCAAAGCUAUUUGAAAUGGCUGGAGGCAAUGGUAAAUGAAUGCAGAGAAUAUUUUUUCGCUAAAGUGACGUUGCAGGAAAAAACUGAACUAAAAGACAUAUUCAAAGAUAUGGUGAAUGUUACUGCGCAAGCGGAGGCAUACCGCGCAUAUAUCACUGCACCGGCUGUGCCAACAAAGUCAAGCGGGACAGAUGUUCAAGAAAGGCACAAUGAUAAGGUAGACGAAGAAUUAAUAGAAGUUUCUAAAGAGAAAAAGCAAAAAGAUGAGGAUGAUGUGACAGUCGUGACAUCGACGCCACCCACAAAAAGGUCUAGAUCACGUUAUGAAUCAUUGUACUCGCCAUUCCUAUCUGAAGUGGAAGAAUUACCUUCACUGGCAACUGAUUCAGUUUUUAAUGAUGACAACUAUGAAAGGGAUGUUCCUCAAUUAUCUGAUGACUAUAGUGAAGAAAACGAAAAGCCAAUAAUAGAAGAUUUAUCUGAUGACUAUAGUGAAAAAAACAAAAAGCCAAUAAUAGAAGAUCAAAAUAAUGUUAUCUCUCCUUUGUGUGUGGUACAAGAAACUUCGGAAAAUGAAAUAGUUGUAUUUUUCACACAACAAAAAAUGUCUUCUCACCUUUCACAGAUCUGUACAAUUAGUACCGCCAAUAAGAUGGAAGUGAAAUCAACCUGUAAUGAUAAUAACGAAGAAUUAUCAUUGUUUCCUCCUAAUCAGGAACUAGAAGACACAGAAACGAUUCUCCCGAUAAUUGUAAAUAAGGAUGGAGAUAUCAUGACUGACACAAAAAUGAUGCAUGACAGGUAUCUAAGAAUAUGUCGGGAUCUAUGUGACUAUUCUUCACAGAAGGAUUUUAUUGAGGACUACAAUGUUUUGAACGGAUUUCGCAAAUAUCAAAUUAGUAAUAUUAACAAACUAGUAGCUGGCGAAACUUUUAAUUUUGCAUCAAGCAGUGAGGCAAUUUUGAAACAAACUCCACCCAGUUUUCUCGGAGAAAUAAUGGAUGAAUAUAAAGUGGAGAUAAAUGAUAUAGAUGAGUUUCAUUUCAAGUUUUAUGAUAUGUGGGGGAAAUAUCGUGACAUAGUCAUUUAUUCGGUUAAUGAGAGGCGUUUGUUUGAAGCUAUCCAAGCAGUUGUACAUGUAUUGGCAAACACCAAAAGUCUAUCUUCAAAAGAGCAUCGAGCGACUUACAAACAUUCCAAAGGCAGAAAACCAAACAUUACAAUAUAUCAAGUUAUGAAAAAAGACGAAAAGGAAGAAACAUAUAAAGUUGAAUAUGAAAAACAUGCUUCAUAG
Cetraspora pellucida is the source of this 1548-nucleotide messenger RNA. Lineage: Eukaryota; Fungi; Glomeromycota; Glomeromycetes; Diversisporales; Gigasporaceae. The record is from the annotation of a GenBank genome assembly.